Molecule: messenger RNA, 1148 nt
Organism: Lactuca sativa (garden lettuce)
Lineage: Eukaryota; Viridiplantae; Streptophyta; Magnoliopsida; Asterales; Asteraceae
Product: ethylene-responsive transcription factor 3
Biological process (GO): regulation of DNA-templated transcription
Molecular function (GO): DNA binding; DNA-binding transcription factor activity
Source: RefSeq, a predicted model, not a curated record
GAAAAUGAAUUGAAAAUCAAGAAUAGGGGGAAAGGGGGCAGAACCUCCAAAUUAGGGUUCAUAUCACGACCGAUAGGAAAAAAGCAAACGUAAACCCUAACCCCAGAAGACCAGAGAUUCAACACGCGAAAUCCAUCUCGAUUUGCGUUUCACAGACGCAGACAAGAAAUCGACAGGAACAUAAGGGGGAAAUCUAGAGAUUAGAGGCUCAAUCAACUGUUUGUUGGUGAUCUUCAUCCAUCGUCAACACCCUUUUGUUUGUUCUUUUCAUUUCCAAGAAUUUGAUCGGUCAUGCGAGGCGGCAAAGGAGGAGCUGCGGCGUCUAAGGCGGCACUUCCGGUGACCGUCGGAUCGGGAUCGGGAACAGAAAUUAGGUUUAGAGGGGUGAGAAAGAGACCAUGGGGUCGAUUCGUUGCAGAAAUUAGAGAUCCAUUGAAGAAGGCCAGGGUUUGGCUUGGUACCUUCGAUUCGGCGGAGGAUGCUGCUCGUGCUUACGACGCCGCAGCUCGGACCCUCCGUGGAGCUAAAGCGAAGACGAAUUUCCCCUUAACGAUUGCGUCAACGGCGCAACAUCAACAAAACCUUAACGAUCGCCAUCCUUUCUUUGACUCUCCGGAGCACGAAAUUAUCGUACCUCAGAGGCCGACUUGUAGCGGUAUGAGUAGCACCGUGGAGUCUUUCAGUGGCCCAAGACCGCUGACGACGGCGGAUGUUGUAUUACCUCGUGUACAUCACCCUCAGAAGCAACCAGCGGCCACCGAUAGUUGUUGCGAUUACUGCGAUUCUUCUUCAUCUGUUGUGGUUGAUGAAGAAGAUGCUGGGGAUAUUGCUUCUUCUUCGUUUCAGAAAACCAUGCUGCCCUUCGAUUUAAACAUGCCACCUCCGGUUGAUGACGUCCCCUUUGAUUCUCCCAUAGGCGAUGACCUUCACUGCACAGAGCUUCGUCUUUGAGGAUGAACAUCUAUUUGAUGUCUCAAUUUUUUUAUAUUUUUCUGCAGAAAAAUGUCUUCUCUUACAUUUGACAUGGUUAAGCCUUCAUUAAGAUAUAUAAGUGAGCCUUAUCUGAUGAAUGAAUAUGAUGUUGUGAGCAAGCUGUUCUUGAUUUCUUAAGUAAGCUUAUAAAAUCUGAUAACUCUCUUGAUGUCAAA